AGAAGAACGCUGGGAGCUGGAAGUAAAAUUAUGGAGUUUUCUGAGUUUAUCUGGCUUGUCUUUGGAGAAGAGAACAAUACAGAAGGAACUAUUCCAACUAUUCAGAAUUCGAACCAUCCGGGGAGUUCCCCCGGCAUUCCCGCGGUUUGGAGUGAAUCACAAUCUGAAUACAAAUGAAUGAAUGAACCAGUGUCUGUUGGGUACGUUCACGGCGACGCGAUCGGGCCGGUCAGUUUUGGUCCUAUCGUUCCCCUGACAACGCUACGAGCGGAGAACGACAACAAACAAACAACAUACAUUCCAAACAAACACCUGCCGCUACCGCGUUCCUUUACAUCUGAACAUUUUUUAAAUUUAUGCACUCAAAAUGAGGACGGUACCGGCAUGGGUUGACAAAGUUCAAGACAGGGAUAAAGUAGAUCAAUGCAUAUAUAAUCUCUGCUUCAAUCCUGAUGGCUCACAACUUGUAGUUGCUGCUGGCCAGCGAGUACUUGUGUAUGACACUACAGAUGGAUCAUUGAUUCAGCCAUUGAAAGGUCAUAAAGACACUGUGUACUGUGUCUGCUAUGCUAGGGAUGGUAAACGUUUCGCUUCUGGUGGUGCCGACAAGACUGUAAUUAUAUGGAAUAGCAAAUUGGAAGGUGUUCUCAAGUAUACUCAUGGAGAUGCUAUUCAGUGCCUAGCUUUCAACCCAGUCACUCACCACCUUGCUAGUUGUGCCAUUUCUGAUUUUGGGUUUUUAAUUGAAGAUCAGAAGGCCUGUCAAAAGUAUAAACCUGGUGCACGUAUUAAUUGUUGUGGCUGGACAAAUGAUGGACAGUACAUUGCUCUUGGUCUUGGCAAUGGUUGUGUAUCUAUUCGCAACAAGUUGGGUGAAGAAAAAGUUCGUAUUGAAAGACCAGGAGGCUCAUCAUCACCAGUUUGGGCUUUGGCAUGGAGCCCUGCUAGGGAAGAAAAUUAUGAUAUACUGUGUGUGGCUGAUUGGUCCCAAACUCUUUCAUUCUAUACUCUUGGGGGGAAACCUGUCUACAAGGAACGAAAUUUGGGGUUUGAUCCUCUUUGCGUGAGUUAUAUGAGCAAAGGGGAGUAUAUUCUUGUAUCUGGAUCAAAUAAGUGUUGUGUUCUUUUGACACGAGAAGGUAUUCGACUCGGCAUGGUUGGUGACCAACAGCAAUCGUGGGUCUGGUGCUGUGCUGCAAGACCUGACUUUUCUUAUGUUGCUAUGGGUUGUCAGGAUGGAACAAUAGCAUGUCUACAGCUGGUGUUUAGUACAGUGCAUAGUUUGUACAAGGAAAGAUAUGCAUACAGGGAAAACAUGACUGAUGUGAUUAUUCAACAUCUUCUGACAGAACAAAAAGUGAGAAUUAAAUGCAGAGAUCUUAUUAAGAAAAUAGCCAUUUACAAACAUCGCCUUGCAGUACAACUUCCUGAGCGAGUUGUGAUAUAUGAGCUUUAUUCUGGCGAUGCUACAAGCAUGCAUUAUCGUGUAAAAGAUAAAAUUAACAGUAAGCUAGAUUGCAAUCUCUUGGUAGUUUGCACAAACCAUCUUGUCUUAUGUCAGGAAAAGAAAUUACAAAGCCUGACAUUUUCUGGUCAAAAGGAAAGGGAAUGGCUAAUGGAUUCUCCCAUUCGCUACAUUAAACUUGUUGGAGGUCCUGCUGGCAGAGAGGGCUUGCUUUUAGGGCUGAAGAGUGGCCAGAUCUGGAAAAUUUACCUUGAUAAUGCAUUCCCUGUAAGUGUGUUAAAAGUCACUGCAGGGGUGAGAUGCCUUGAUCUCAGUGCUUCUCGUAGUAAACUAUCUGUUGUUGAUGAAAAUGGGAACUGCUCUGUGUAUGAUCUCAAAUUGAACCAAUUAUUAUAUCAAGAGCCUAAUGCUAGUAGUGUGGCAUGGAAUUCACACUGUGAGGAUAUGCUUUGUUUCUCUGGAAACAACAUGCUAAGUAUAAAGGCCAGUAAUUUCCCAGUUCAUCAACAAAAACUUCUGGGCUUUGUUGUUGGAUUGUGUGGAUCUAAAAUAUUUUGUUUGAAUGUAUCUACAAUGUCUACAAUUGAGGUUCCCUUGUCUGCACCCAUGUAUCAGUAUCUUGAAAAUAAGAUGUUUAGUGAUGCGUACCAUGUAGCCUGUCUUGGUGUGACAGAUGGGGACUGGCGAGCUUUGGCUCAUGCUGCUCUUGAAUCCCUUGACUUUGAAACAGCUCGACAAGCUUUUAUCAGAGUCAAGGAUUUGAAAUACCUGCAGUUAAUAAAUGAGUUCAUGGAAAGGCAGCGGAAAGGUGAAAAAGAUAGAGAUUUGCUAGUAGCUGACAUACUUGCUUAUAGAGCUCGAUUUAAAGAGGCUGCUCGUCUCUAUCAAAGAGCUGGCCAGGAACAUCGUGCACUAAAUAUGUACACUGACUUGAGAAUGUUUGAUCUUGCACAGGAGUUCUUAGGAUCAGGAGAUAGUAUUGAUCGUAAAGCUCUCAUACGGAAGAAAGCUGAUUGGGCACGCAAUAUUAAUGAACCUAGGGCUGCUGCUGAAAUGUAUCUUUCAGCAGGAGACACCCACAAAGCCAUAGAAAUUAUAGGAGACAAUGGAUGGGUUGACAUGCUUGUGGAUGUAGGAAGACGCUUAGAUAAGGCUGACAGAGCUGGUCUUGCCCUUGUUGCUGAACAGUUACGUCGUUUAGGCCAUCUUUCUCAUGCAACUGAUAUGUUCCGCAAACUGGGAGAGGAACGUGCUAUUGUGCAGUUACAUGUUGAGGCAAACAAUUGGAAGGAAGCUUUUCAAUUGGCCGAGAGGCAUCCAGAGUUCAGACACCUGGUAUAUGUUCCCUAUGCCCAAUGGCUGGCUGAAAAUGAUAGGUUUGCAGAUGCUCAGAAAGCAUUUCAUAAAGCUGGUCGACCGGAAGAAGCCUUCAAAGUUUUACAACAGCUUACAGAAAAUGCAGUUAAUGAAUCUAGGUUCCAGGAUGCAGGAUUCUAUUACUGGGUACUUUCGAGGCAAUGUCUUGAUAUUGCAAGGCAGAACGAAGAUAUUCGUGGAGAAAUGUUAAGAAAAUUCCAAGAGCACAGCAGUUUUGCCUCUGUAUAUUAUGCCUAUCAUACAAUCCAAAGAUACCUGGAUGAACCAUUUACCUCAUACAUGCCAGAAGCACUUUUCAAUAUAGCCCUCUUCUUAAUGCUAGAAAUGAAGCAGGUCCAGCCCAAAGGAGUGUCACAAUUUGCUGUGUUAUACACCUUAUCCAAACAAGCUCGUGCCUUGGGAGCUUACAAACUUGCAAGGCAAGUCCUUGAUAAAAUGCAAUCAUUGCGUAUUCCUCCACGGUUCCAAGAGUAUGUUAAUGUAUCUACUCUUAUGGUCCGCUCAAAACCUUUCCAUGAUUCAGAGGAACUACAGCCAAUGUGUUACCGCUGUUCCUCAUACAACCCUCUUCUGGUUGGCCGGAGUGGAAACCGUUGCUCAAACUGUGGACAGCCUUUCGUCCAUUCUUAUGUGUCUUUUGAAGUUUUACCCCUUGUUGAAUUUGAGUUGGAGUCUGGAAUAUCAGAUGAUGAAGCAGUUCGUUUGAUUGAAGCUCCGGUCCAGUCUAGUGGAAGUGGAAAGCAAUGGACCAGCAGCACCAACAAUGGGUACCAAACGCUUCAGCUUCAGCAUGAUGAAACAAAGUCUGAUCCUUUCACUGCAAGGCUUGUUAAUUUUGAGAGUGGUAGUGAUGAUAUCAGCCCUGUGAUAGUUAAUAGAUCUACUUUAGAAGCUAUGGAACCAAGUACAGUAAUAGUGGCUAGCUGGCCACCUCCACUUCGUUACAAGUUCUACAGAAAUUUAUUGCCAGAACUUCAAAUAUCACAGUGUGCUUCUUGUUUCAAGAUGUUUCAUGUUGAUGAUUUUGAACUACAAAUGCUUCAAAAUGGUCACUGCCCAUUUUGCCGGUCAAAACCAGGAUCAUCUAUUUUGGAUACAACAGAUGAGUUACCUAUACCCACCUAGCCAUGCAGCUUUGAAUUGCGUCCUUGUUUUAUGUACGUCACGUUUUGUAGUAGUUUUCUUUUUAAAUGUCAAAUUGAAUUAUUAUUGUUAUUAAGUUUUAAAUGUAAGGUCAACUGUUAGACCAAUACGCUGUGAUUUUUAGUAUUAUUU
Molecule: messenger RNA, 4117 nt
Organism: Frankliniella occidentalis (western flower thrips)
Lineage: Eukaryota; Metazoa; Arthropoda; Insecta; Thysanoptera; Thripidae
Gene: Oseg1
Product: intraflagellar transport protein 122 homolog
Exons: 18
Coding region: 368-3967 (1199 amino acids)
Biological process (GO): protein localization to cilium; non-motile cilium assembly; intraciliary retrograde transport
Cellular component (GO): non-motile cilium; intraciliary transport particle A
Molecular function (GO): protein binding
Source: RefSeq, a predicted model, not a curated record